Messenger RNA from Gastrolobium bilobum, 3849 nucleotides. RefSeq lists its product as uncharacterized. Gene Ontology annotation, biological process: DNA damage checkpoint signaling; DNA repair; mitotic DNA replication checkpoint signaling. Bases 165 to 3716 code for a protein of 1183 amino acids. The record is from RefSeq and is a predicted model, not a curated record. The transcript is spliced from 16 exons. NCBI's taxonomy places the organism in Eukaryota, Viridiplantae, Streptophyta, Magnoliopsida, Fabales, Fabaceae. Gene Ontology annotation, molecular function: chromatin binding; ATP binding; ATP hydrolysis activity.
AUCACGGAGAUUCAGUUAGUCUUGAUUACCUCCUGACGGUUAUAUUCCAUAGAUUUUCUCAAGGCAACCAUGUUCUAUGUUCUGACACUCGAGACUGAUCACCACCCCCAAUUUCAAAAACCCUAAUUUAUCAAUGACCUAAAUUCAAUCCAAAUUCUCAUACCAUGGAGGACUCAGGCAAUCUCAGCACACCGAAGCGCAGAAAAAGAGUGGAAGAAGAGCAAGGUUACUGUUCAGGCCAGAACAACAACAAGAAAAGGAAGUCCCCUGGAAAAGUUACUCCACGAAAACGAAGUUCCAAGAAUAACACACCAAAGAAAAAUGUGUCCCCUAAUGGAAUUAAGGGAACUGUUUCACCUGACUCAGCUCAGAAGAUUGAUUUGCGUUUGGAGGCUAAAUUGGCAGCUGAGGAAAAUUCAAGAAUGUUUGCAGGACGGCCAACGCAUCCAUUUUUUUCAUUGUGGAAGCUGGGGAAGAAAUUUCAGGAAUCAGAUGAUUCAGAACGUAGUUCAUGCACAGCUAAGAGUGAGGAUGGAAGAAUUACCUGUGGUCCUAUUCAUGUAUUUCAAAAUACUCAGGCUGAUACUUCAUCCUUUGACUGGAGUGGCUGGACAUUUUUGGCGAAGACCACCAUUGCAGAUUGUGGUCCAGAAAAUUCAAAUUUAUCUGUUAUGGAGGGUUCUGUUGAAUUCUUAAAUUUUGAUAACUUCUUUAGUGCUUUAAAACACUCCAGUGCUUUAACUUCUCAGAAUACCUUGUCUUGUUCAGAUCAACUUUCUAUGCUGCCAGAUAAUAUGCUGGAAAUAUCACCAGAAAACUCAGCUGUGCUAGCUAAUGAGCAAACAACAUGCCCUCGGAAGCCAAAAUAUGCCAAAGUGGAUUUGGAGGUGAAUGAAGUCAGAACUUUUUCAGAGCAAGAAGGCAUUUUCAUAAAGUCGGAUACUGAGCCACUGAGUAGAUUUCUUCAAGAAAGAAUGAGGUCUUACUACCGUAGUUGUAAAGAGAAGGCUGAGGGCAGCUUAUGGACACACAAGUAUAAGCCAACAAAGGCCACUGAGGUGUGCGGUAAUGGUGAAUCUGUGAAUCUCUUUCGUGACUGGUUACAUCUCUGGCGUGAAAGGCGUCAUAAAAGCAGAGAGGAUUCCUCUAACAGGGAUCAAUGUGACAUACAAGACAAUGAUGAUGAUUAUAACUGUUCUGAUAAUGAUUAUGCUUCACAAGAUAUUAAUGAGGAGGAUUCUCUGCAGAAUGUUCUUUUAAUUACGGGACCAAUUGGGAGUGGCAAGUCUGCAGCUGUCUAUGCUUGUGCCCAAGAGCAAGGAUUUGAAGUUUUAGAGCUCAAUGCAUCAGACUGUCGGAAUGGGGUUGCUGUCAAACAGUAUUUUGGAGAUGCUCUUGGAUCACAUGGGUUCAAAAGGUUAGUGGAACCCACUGUGUGUUCACCCAAGGAAACUGUGAAAUUAUCCCCAGCUCCAACUUUGCCAAAUGGUAAAGCAGCAGAAGAGAUGGACGAUGGUGUGAUUGAUCUCAUAACCAUAUCUAAUGAUGGAGGUCAUAGUCCUGGUGGAACAUCUGAGAGGUUUCAUGGCCAAAAUAAUGCAUUUACAUUUGAUAAUGUACAAACUUUAAUUUUAGUUGAGGAUGUGGACAUUCUUUUUCCUGAAGAUCGUGGAUGUCUUGCUGCCAUACAACACAUUGCUGAGACAGCAAAAGGGCCAAUUAUAUUGACCAGCAAUAGUAAUAAUGCUGGCCUGCCAGACAAUUUUGUUAGACUACAUGUUUCUUUCUCAUUGCCAUUGCCAGAUGAGUUGCUUUGCCAUUUGUACAUGGUUUGUGUCACGGAAGAAAUCAAUAUCAGUCCUCUUUUACUCCGGAGGUUUAUGCAGUCUUGCAAUGGAGAUAUUCGUAAAACCAUUAUGCAUCUUCAGUACUGGUUCCAGAGUAAAAAAUAUAGAGACAAGGAAGUGAAGACAGUGUAUGGCUCGCUUCCAUUUGAUCUUGAGGCUGGUCAUCAGAUACUACCAAAGAUAAUACCCUGGAGUUUUCCCUCAGAGUUAUCCAAACUAAUUGAGAAGGAAGUUGCCAAGUCUGUAACCAUAAUGGAAGAAAACUCAUGCUUUCAGGGGUUAGUGAAGAAAGAGCUUCACAUAAAUGAAAGGCAAAAUGACUUAAAUGUGCAGUGUAUGGGGACUGAUUAUUUAGAGGCUAAGAAGGUAGAGAUGAUCAAGAGGAAUAGAUCUAUUACAGACUGCAGUCGGUUCGAAAAUCAAUAUAGUGCUCUUUCUGAGCUUUCUAAUUGUUCUGGAUCCCCAGUGCAGAAGGGCCAAAGGAAACGUGUAGCGAUGCCCUCUGAUUCUGAGGAUAAGGGUUCAAAUAAAGGACAUUCUCUAAACUUUCAAGAUGAAGCUUACAAGAGACAAUCCCUUGAAGGUAACAGUGAAUCUCCCUAUAAGUUUCAAUUGGAUCAAAGGUACACCGGUAAGUCAUUUUGCAAGCUGGUUAGUUCUGGUUUGGAGGAUUCGGGGGAGGAACAGUGUAAAUAUUUAGAGACAGCUUAUGAUGCACUCUUAAAUGAAACACACAAAUCAUUUGAUAUAUCAUGUUUGCCAGAAUCAAUAUUUGUUCCUGAGACUGCAAGUCAAAAUGGAAUAGAGACAAUGUCUAGAGCAGUGUCUUCUACCCAUCUUGCUGAUCCGGUAGAAGUUUCUCUGAAUAAUGAGCUGACACCAUUCACUUUCAGUGUUUGUCAGCGCUUAACCAAACUGCCACCAAAUUCGGAUUCAUUGGUGAAUACUGAAUCUUCUCCAAAAGCUGUUGUGCAUGAUUUUCGAGAUAAGAACAUGGAAACUGCAAUUUUCUAUAAUGGGACGGAUGAUGGCAGUCAUGCUGAUUUAAAACUGAAGUCGAGGUUUGUUGAGUCUAGUCCAUCUAUGGAGACAGAUAUGGUGCAAAGUUUAUGGAGGAAACUCCGUGGUUGUCAAAUGGAUUUAAGACAACAUUCAACCUCAGAACAGCUAGGUGCUAUUCAAGUUGUUAAACUUGCUAGUGGGCUGAGCAAUCUAAUUUCAGAAGCUGACUUGUUGUUUCGUAAUCACCAACAAAAACAAUGUGGUAUUAUGGAACAUCCAAUGUUCCUUUCUGAUGAAGCCACAUUUAGUUGGUAUGAUGAGCAAAUGAUGAUGUCUACUGUUGCUGUACAUGGUUUUUGUUUUUAUGCCAAACAUAUAUCAGAAGUGGGAUCAAAGUUGGGAUGUGAGAACAGGGUAGAUGUAACUUCAGAGAUGUUGGCUUCCACUACUAAUAUUAUGGCAUUGGGGAAGUUAUCUAGACAGGACCACACAAAAAGCAUGAGUAUAAAGCAAUUAGAGGUGAACAAUCCAGGAAUUGAUACGAAGAGCAUACAAUACAGUGAAAACAGAAAAUCUCUGUUCAACGUGGUCCAGUCCAUUGUUCCUGCAAGAUUAUCAUUGGCAUUGAAAGGUGUUGCAUUCAAUGAAUAUCUAUCUUCACUACGCCAAAUUUCAAUUUCAGAAGGUGUCCGCAUUUCAAAAGGUGUUGAAAAGAUGAGAAAAGGAAGGAGGCGUAGUUCUCAACAUUAUUUGAGUGGAGGUACAAUGUUGUCUCCUGAAGAUAUAUCAUUGGUGUGUGAAGGUGAUUUAUACAGAAAGAUUUCUUCACAAUAUACCGCUAACAUGGAAAGUAACUUUCAAGAUUAAAUAGCGUAGAUUUAAUCAUAGGCUGAGAUUGUAAAAUAAACUCGAGCAGCGAUAGGCUUCGAAUAAAGAGGUAAUAAUUGUAAAAUUUAUUCAUUUUAUGCAUCCUGUUAUUGUUAAAAUAAUCUUCUUUUCA